This is a messenger RNA of Aegilops tauschii subsp. strangulata, 3917 nucleotides long. RefSeq names its product phytyl ester synthase 2, chloroplastic. The record is from RefSeq and is a predicted model, not a curated record. Gene Ontology annotation, cellular component: membrane. Lineage: Eukaryota; Viridiplantae; Streptophyta; Magnoliopsida; Poales; Poaceae.
CCCAGGCACCUAGGUGUCCCAAACAAUUUACCUAUAUAUAUGUGUGUGUAGUGUUAUGCAUCACCUCAUUUAUUACUUCAUAGACUCAUUUAGUAUUGGGAACCGUUAUGUGAUGGUAACAUAUUAUGUUACUCUAUUUGUCUCUUUCCUUUUUAAUUACUUGCCACAUCACAUUUUUUGCUUAUGUGGCAUGCAUGUUACUACCUAUGUUACUCUCAUUAUGAUUAGCUUUAACGGAGUUGACUUUCGAGCCAGGUGGACCUAAUGGGUGGGCUCCAGCUGUCAUAAGCCUGAUUACAUUUUAAUCAUGCAUCCAUUUGUGUUUUUUGAAACAGAAAACAACUGAAGUGGUAGGUAGCUGUCAUGUUUUUAAAAGAGGUAGGUUUUCAGAACCAGUUUGUCUAAUUCACAUCUAGAUGUUUUUUAAGGAUGUCACAUCUAAACUCCCACAAGUAUAUAAUGUAGCAACAAGAAACAAAAAAACUAGGACAAAAGAAAUAGAUCACAAACAGAGUGGACAUCAACUUAUGUCACAUCUAGAUGUGUCCUAGACAGACCUUUUCAGAACCCUAACCUGAAAAAUGAUGAUUUUAUGUUAUUCACUGAAAAAUACGCUACUGUCCCCUGACAUGUGCGAUUAGCAGCAUAGGUCAAAGAUGCUAGUGUACUCAACUAAAAAGGAAGGAGAUGCUAGUAUACUCAAAAUACUAGGAAGAAGUGUCGACGAUGGCGCCUGCAUGCAGAUAUAGCUUUACGAUGGUCGUUCUUCUUGAUGGCGUGUUUGAUUUCUUGUUGGUUGCCGCAUCGGUCUUGCGGUCGUCUCUGCAGUUUUGCGGACGCGGGAGUUUUUCUUCAAGAUGCACAUGAACCUGUGUGAACAAUAAAAUCUAGACAAUUACCUAGAAAGCCCAAAGAAAAUUCCAUAUAGUAUAUUUUUUGACAACAAACAUGGUUGUCUAUUCUACGCACCAAUGAAUUUGAAGAAAUGUCAUUCGCCGUGCUCUAAAAACAUUUUUUAAACACUCUGUAUAUUAUAUCUUCACGGAAAUAUGCACCUAGGUAAACACCAAAUCAGGUUUGUUUAAAAAAUGCAAGUAGAUGUUUGUAUUUGAAAUUUUUUGUCAUUUUUUAAGAUUUUGUUACUGUGCAUUUGAGCCGACACGACUUUUGAGUGUUUCACACGCAUGAAAGAUCCUGUAGCGUGAAGUCCUGAACGGCGUGCCUAUAAACCUCUGCACGGGCGUGCUGAUUACAGAAGCUACCGAGCACCCUUCUCGAAUACACGUCUCCCGCCCUCACACCACGACACACAACAAGCGCGGCAGCACGCACGAACCAGCGACCAAGAACUGAGCAGCGCCCGAUCAUGGCCGCCGCCGCUGCCACGGCCACGCCGUCGGCCAUCGCGCCGCCGGGCCCGCGUCUCCUCCCUCAUCGGGCAUCGCCAGGCUCACGCAGAAGGGUGACGCCGCUGCCGCGGUGGGUCGCGUCCGCGUCCGCGUCCAAGAGCCGAGCCCCGAGGCCGCGGCCCGCGUCGCCGGCGGCGUCGUCGUCGAUGCACGCGACGAUCAAGUCCGGGAGUAGACCAGGGGUGAGGGAGUACGUGGAGGCUGCGCGGGAGAUGGCGCGGCGGCCGGACGGCGGGCCGCCGAGGUGGUUCGCGCCGCUCGGGUGCGCCGGCGGCGAGCGCGUCCCCGGCGCGCCGACGCUGCUCUACUUGCCUGGCAUCGAUGGAGUUGGAUUAGGGCUCAUCCGGCACCACGAGAGAUUAGCAAAGUAUAAGACCAAUCACAAGAGAUCCAAGGUUGUGUCUCUCUUUUUUCACCCACCACUGCAGCUAAUGACAGUUUGUGUUCUACUCUGCAGAAUGUUCGACGUUUGGUGCUUGCAUAUACCCGUCCAAGACCGCACGACCUUCCAAGGUCUUGUUGAGUACGUGGAGAGGACAGUGAAAUCAGAGAGGUCACGGGCACCGGACAGACCAGUCUAUCUUGUUGGAGAAUCCAUCGGAGCGUGCAUUGCUCUCGCCGUGGCGGCGCGGAACCGAGACGUCGAUUUGGUAUUGGUCCUAGUCAACCCAGGAACAUCUUUCCACAGGUCACAGCUGCAGUCUCUCUCAGCAUUCCUGGAUUUGGUCCCUGAUCCAUUCCAUUUAAGCACUCCGCAGUUCCUAAAUUUCCUCACAGGCAACUUCAUGAAGAUGUCUCCAAGAUUUGAUGAAGCUGGUCAGGCAUUGUCAGAGGUCACCACUGGUUUGCUGCCUUCUCUCAUGUACCUGACUGAUAUUUUGCCAAAGGAAUCCAUUGUGUGGAAGUUGAAAAUGUUGAGGACGGCGGCAUCAUAUGUCAAUUCUCGCUUACAUGCAGUCAAAGCCCAGACCCUGGUGGUUGCUAGUGGAAAUGAUGAACUGCUGCCAAGCCGCGACGAGGCUGAAAGGCUACGUGCCAAGCUAAAGAACUGCAGAAUCCGUCACUUCAGGGACAAUGGCCACAAAAUCUUGCUGGAAGAUGGGUUUGAUCUAGCGACAAGCAUUAAAGGAUCUACAUACUAUCGCCGCUCCAGGCAGCCAGACUUUGUUUCAGACUAUCUACCGCCAACUCCCGAUGAGCUCGAAAAGGCGAUUGAUCACGACAGGCUCCUGAAUUUUGCCACUGACCCGGUGAUGCUAUCGACACUGACUGAUGGGAGGAUAGUGAGGGGACUGGCAGGGCUGCCAAGGGAGGGCCCUGUCCUGUUCGUUGGGUACCACAUGCUCAUGGGGUUUGAGCUUGGACCCUUGGUCACAGGAGUGCUGAAAAGCACUGGAAUCCACAUCCGCGGCUUAGCGCAUCCAUUCUUGUUCAACGAGAGUUCAGAGCAGCUCAUGCCGGAUACGUCGUAUUUCGAUCUCCCCCGGAUCAUGGGUGCGGUGCCUGUUACCGGGGUGAACUUUUACAAGCUCCUUUCAGAGAAGCAGUUCGUGCUGCUGUUCCCGGGAGGCGCGCGUGAAGCUCUUCAUAGGAAGGGGGAGGAAUACAAGCUGUUUUGGCCUGAGCAAUCUGAGUUCGUGCGGAUGGCGUCAAGGUUUGGAGCAACAAUCGUACCAUUUGGAGUGGUCGGAGAAGAUGAUAUAUGUGAUUUGUUGUUAGACUACAAUGAUCUUGUGAAGCUCCCAUUUUAUGACACCAUUGACAAGAAGAUAAAUGAAGGUGGUCUAAGAAAGCUAAGGACUGAUUCUACGGGAGAGAUAAAAAACCAAGAUAUGCAUCCUGUAGUGCUUACGCCAAAAGUGCCAGGGAGGUUUUACUUCAUCUUUGGGAAGCCUAUUGAAACAAGAGGGAGGGAGAAGGAGCUAAGAGACAAAGAGAAGGCCCAGCACCUGUAUUUGCAUGUCAAAUCUGAAGUGGAGAGCUGCAUCAAGUAUCUGAAGGAGAAGAGAGAGGAGGAUCCCUACAGGAGCAUACUGCCCAGGCUUCUGUAUCAGGCAACUCAUGGUUCUGAUGCAGAAAUACCCACAUUUGAACCCUGAGGCUGAGAAGAGCACUUCCAGAACACUAUUAGUUAGGACCCAAACCAAUUGUUUAUAUUCUUCGUGUUAACAUUUUACAUACAUAGUUAUUUGUUAUUAAUUUACCUGAAGAUAAUUGUAGUUUAUUCAUUUUUUUCAGGGAAAUUAUAGUUGUCGGAGUGUAAACUCCGGACACCAGGGAUCAAGGAUACCCUGUAUUUGCGUGUUCGGUAAAGGCUCUAGGUUUCUCUGAGUAAGCGGCAAAUUUUGUUUCGCUCUAUUUGAACCUGGUUAGUUAGGGACCUUAUUCGAAAAGAACAUUUCAGAAUCCAUCCAAUUUUUAUGAAAUUUCCGAAAAAGGAUUUUUCCCCGCUUUAUAUUAUAAAGCAACUUCCAUCGAUCACAAGAUAACUGAUGAGGCAAACAGCAC